CUUACAUAGAUAGUUUGAACAUAACCUAAAAUUAAUAUUAUAACUUCUAAUUUUAUCACAUUGUGACAAUCACAUCACAGUGACAACAACUUUCUGACAACUGACAAGUGACAAUGUGACAUAUUAAUAUAUAAUUCUAUAGACGUUAAUACGUUAUACUGUUAUAGUUCAUAAAUGGCAUAAAUCAAUAAUCAUAAUACAGUUGUAGGUUAUAACUUAUAAAUAUUUAUUAUUUAAAGUAUUUAUUUUUCCAUAUUUAAUAAUUAUAUCUACGGAAUAUUUUCCUAAUAGUUAUACAUACACUAAUAUUCGUACAAUCCACGCAAAUAUCAAAUAUUUUCAAAUGGUACAAAUUCUAUAAAUUGUAUUUUUACUUUAUGCCUUAAUGGUAUGAAUGCAGAAUAAUUCGUUUCUUUGGUCUAGUGUUUUUUUUUUGGAAUAUACUUUUCGGCAACCAUUCAAGAAUCCACCAAUUUAAGAUAAUUGCAAACUUGUUACAUCCUAAUAGUUCUAAGAUUUUUUUUGGAAUAUACUUUUCGGCAACCAUUCAAGAAUCCACCAAUUUAAGUUGCAGUUUAUUAUAUACCUAAGAAAAAAAAUGGAAAAUAUCGAAGUUUCUGUUGAAAUAGUCACCAAUAAAAGAUAUUUUAUGGAGAAAGCAGUGGAAAUUUCGUUCAAAUUCAUCAAUAAAUCUUUGAAACAAAAAUAUUCCGAUUGGAUUGCAUUAUAUAAGUGUAGCAGCAAUAGAAAUUUAGAAGAGUUUGUUGCAGUAGAAACUGAUUUAAAAAUGCACACACCAACAAAAUAUGGUUUUCGUCAAGUUAUAUUUUAUGCAUACCAGUUGAAAAAUGUUAAUUGUAAUGAAGAAUAUGAAUUUCUAUAUGGCAAUGAAUUUAAUGAGAUUUAUGGAAUUAGUCAACCAAUACGUUUCAUUCAUCAAAAUGAAUGCAUUUAUUGUUAUCCUAAUAACUCAGAAUUAGAAACAAACCACCAUAGUAGUUGCGCCUCUGAGGAAUUAAUUAAUUCAUUAUUAGCUCAUAUUUCUACUUUGGAUAGUAAAUUAACCGACUGCAAAAUAAAAUCUAACGAGAUUGUCUCAAUGAAUAAACAUUUGAUGACUCAAAUGAAAGAAAAUGAAGCAAUUGUUCAAAAAAAUAAUGAAUUCUUAAACAAUUUGUUUUAUUCUAAUGAACCUGUGACUAGAGAUGAAUAUUUGAUGGAAACAUGUACUGAUAUUGAUUUGACAAUGAGUUGUAUUGAAAGUAAUGAAUAUGAACUACAAGAUCUACAUUAUGGGUUUGAAAAAGCAUUACAAAAGUUCAUUAAUAAAGAGGACGAAGAAAUCAAUGAUGAUCGGUCUCCAAACACUGAUACUGACAAGGUGUUAGAUAUUACAGUAAAUGUAGAAAGUGUGUUUACACCAGAACCAUCUACAGCAACUAUUGUUUUUAUUGACAGCGAUGAAGAUGAUGUUUAAUUGAUUCAAUAUUGCCUUUAUUGAAACUAUUUAAUUAAUGUCUAUUUUUUUUUUUUUACAAAUGUUUAUUUAUUUUAAGCUUGUAUAAUGAGAUAUUUUGUCUUAUAUAAACUUGUUAUUUUGAAGAAAAAGUAAUAUUAAAAAAUAAAAUGUUUAGUCUCAUCAAUUUAGUUUUAGUUGAUUAUGUAUCAAGUUGGCAUUGCAUUCUUAUCUAAUAUAAAGUACAAGAUUUUCAAUCUCAA
Messenger RNA from Metopolophium dirhodum (rose-grain aphid), 1719 nucleotides. RefSeq lists its product as uncharacterized. The transcript is spliced from 9 exons. NCBI's taxonomy places the organism in Eukaryota, Metazoa, Arthropoda, Insecta, Hemiptera, Aphididae. The record is from RefSeq and is a predicted model, not a curated record. Bases 599 to 1477 code for a protein of 292 amino acids.